AUUCAGUUUCCAGAUGAUAUGACACCUACACAGGAAGUAUUUAAUACGACCAUCUCACAUCGCCCAAUAUGUUUCUGGACUGCAUCAGACGUUGACGAUUGGCUGCGAAGGAGGAGACCGAAGCUAGCGCUCAAAUACUCGCUCUUUUUUCUACGGCAUAAUGUUACAGGUCGUGUUCUAGUCGACAUAACAGACGGUGAUCUCGAGGAAAUUGGAAUUGGCUCGUACGACGAGAGACAAGAUUUACUUCUUGAAAUCCGCAAAGAAAAGCUGUAUAGUGAUUUGGACGAAUUAUCGAAGCUGAAAGCACAGAAUCUAAGAGAAUAA
This is a messenger RNA of Cylicocyclus nassatus, 327 nucleotides long. NCBI's taxonomy places the organism in Eukaryota, Metazoa, Nematoda, Chromadorea, Rhabditida, Strongylidae. The record is from the annotation of a GenBank genome assembly.